Messenger RNA from Gryllus bimaculatus (two-spotted cricket), 983 nucleotides. NCBI's taxonomy places the organism in Eukaryota, Metazoa, Arthropoda, Insecta, Orthoptera, Gryllidae. The record is from the annotation of a GenBank genome assembly.
UUUUAGCAGUUCUUUAUGAGCUUUUUUCUUCACAAAUAGUACCAUGGACUGAAACAUUUUGUUACUAUAAUGCUGAUGAAUUGAACUAUGAUCAUCUUUACGCCUCUCAAAUUGUCUUCACUAAAUCAGUUCUUUGGCUAGUGAGCUAUCCAAUUAUUGCUGUUAUCACCACUAUAACUUUAUGUCCUUACCAAAUUGCCUUGCAUUGUUUCAUUGCUGCUGUAAUUUUAGUGUUUGCAUUUGUCGUAGCACUUAUAUUUUUGUCAAUGGAUUAUUCAGAAACAAAACAUUUUCGAAGUAGAAAAUCAUCAAAACCUCCCUCAAUGGAGAGGAGCAUAAGGGAAUCAGCUCUUCAAAGGGUUUUUGUGACUGCGACAAAUAUAUUAAUAGGAGCAGGUACAGCAUGUUAUGCAGAGAACAUUUUGUGGAAUAUUGAAACAUUGCCAGGAUUCCCUUACAAUUAUGAAUAUCUAUACUGUGGAUAUUAUUCUCUAAAUGUUCUGUCUUGCUUGGCAACUUCAAAAUAUUUGCAAUACAGAAGUGACAAUCAGCAAUCAACCAACAGUAGAGAUUCAGACUCUGAUGAUGAAUAUGUGCAUUUUUCAUUUGAGUGGAUUAAGAGAAAUAAAGAAAUAAUAUAUGUGGAGGAACAGAAAUCUAACAUCAUAACAGUGUCAGGAACAUUUCUUAUAUCAAUGACUCUCUUAAUAGUGCCUCUUCUUUCAUCUGCAUGGAUGUUACUUCCUCUGGCUUUCCUCAAAGGAGCAACAGAUGCUUUUCUUGAAAUAGUAGUUCCACAAGGAUGUUGGUUUACUCUAGUGUUUGGAUAUGGCAUUGGUUGCUUUCUGGGAUCAACAAUAGCAAACAUCUUUGGAAUGAGAGGACUAUUUUACUCUGCAUCUUGUGUCAUGUUCGUCUGCAGCUUGAGUUGGUUAUGUUACAGAGACCUUGAAGCAGACAGACAUUUCACCAAUGAAUUAUAA